This is a messenger RNA of Rasamsonia emersonii CBS 393.64, 2271 nucleotides long. RefSeq lists its product as uncharacterized. The coding region runs from base 1 to 2271 and encodes 756 amino acids. The transcript has 6 exons. Lineage: Eukaryota; Fungi; Ascomycota; Eurotiomycetes; Eurotiales; Trichocomaceae. Gene Ontology annotation, molecular function: DNA-binding transcription factor activity, RNA polymerase II-specific; zinc ion binding. Gene Ontology annotation, biological process: regulation of DNA-templated transcription. The record is from RefSeq and is a predicted model, not a curated record.
AUGAAGACUUCCACCAUCCUCCUGAGCACGGCCAUGGCCGCCCUGGCCCACGCUCAGUCCCAGUGCUUGUCAGUCGCGCAAGCAAUCCCAUCGUGUGGAACUUCGUGUCUGACGUCCGCCGGCUCUGCCGUCGGUUGCGCCUAUACCGACUUUGCCUGCCAGUGCAGCAGCUCGCAGUCUGCGGCCAUUCAGAGCCGGGCUGCGGCCUGCGUUAUCAGCGCCUGCGGUGGUCAAGCCCUGGCCGUGCAGUCCUCGGCCGAAGCAGUCUGCUCUUGUGUCUCGUCCGCUGCAACGGCGACCAGCGCCAGCGCGACGGCGACUUCACCUGCUUCGUCGACUGACACCUCGACGGCGUCGCCCGCGCCCACUCCGUCGUCGACACCGCAGUCAACCGGUACGUCGACGACCACCACCACUACCACCACCAGCACCGGCACGGGCACGUCGAGUACCUCGAGCACCUCGAGCACCUCUGGUGGAGGUUCGUCCGCUAGUGGAAGCUCUUCCAGCGGAGGCUCCUCCACCACUGGCGAGAGCACCACGACUGCAAAGUCUUCCACGCCCAGUGGACCUUCUUCGACUGCGACUGGGGGCUCCUCGCCCGGCAGCAACUCCACGGCGCCGGCAGGAUCUGGAUCUGGAUCAGGCCCGACUGGCUCGAGUGCGGUGCCUCCACCCCCAACCUCGAGCGGCCCUUCGGUUUUCGCUGGUGGCGCGGCCGCUCUGGGGACUUCAGGGAGUAUCAUCGGCGCCAUCUUGGCCAUGGUCGCAGCGCAGAUUGGUACAUAUUCAGAUGAAAUCAGACGGACAACUCAUGAAAACCCGCUGUUACGCGUGUCGACUGGUCAGACUCAAGACUCAUCCAGGCAGUGCGAUGGCGAGCGACCUGCUUGUGGUCGAUGCAUCAAGAACGAGAGAGAAUGUCCCGGAUACCCAGAUCCGGUGUUCAGGUCCAUGAAUGAGAUUUCGAGACGGCGCGCCCUGGGAGUGAAACGAGAUGACGGUGGUCCUCCACGAAGACGCCCUAUGACAGGGCCUAUUAUCUCGAGAAAUUGGGAGCAGGAAGGUCUGUGCUAUUUCUUCGCGAAUUUCGUCGUGCAGUCCCCCAAUCCGGCAUUGUCGGAAGGAUACCUCUGCUUUCUACCUGCGAUGCUCAGGGCCAGUUGCGUCCAUCGCCAACUGAGGGAGUCUGUCGCUGCGGUUUCGCUCUACGUGUAUGGACGACAUGCCCGCAUGCCGGAUUUGAUCUACCGAGCUGGCCAGGCUUAUGGAAAUGCGCUGCGUCUGACGGCAGAAAUCCUCCAGGAUGAGAUGGCCAUGAAGAGUGAUGAGGCCCUGGCUGCAAUUUUCCUUCUCUCGCUCUACGAAAUUAUGGCCUCAGAGGAGCCCUCCUCCCAUCUACCGCACAACGACGCUCAGGAGCGUCUUGUCGAUGCCGUGGGACCACUUUACUGCCGGAGCUCAGCUGGCCAAAGUCUCUGCCGGAUCGUCCGCACGAGACAGCAGAUGAGCCUCUUGACCCUGCAGCUGGCUCCUCGCACGUAUUCCGGUGCUGAGAUCGAGACGCUGUUCCCUUCUCGCGCUACCUCCCAUCUUUUCACUCUCCUUCUGAAUGUGAGCAACAUCAGCAGUGAGAUCCGCAACCUGAUCUGGGAAUCAUCCUCGACAGCAGGGGUAAAUCAUUAUCCUAUGGCCGAUGUCUUGGCAUCUGCCCUGCGUGUGGAUGACGACCUUCUUGCAUGGCAGCGCAUGGCAUCCUCGCACCCCGAGUACGGGAUUGCUAGCUCACGUCCCUACAGCUAUCGUGGAGCUCCUCCACAUGCCUACACCUUCCACAGCAUUCUGUAUGCCGUUUUCUGGCUCCGUCUGUGGAAUGGACGCCUGCAUCUGCUGCAAGCCAUGUCAGACGCUCUGAGUGCCUUUCCUUUGCUUACAUACAUGUAUCCUGGAGAAUCUGCAGGGUUGACUCACUCUCUAAGGACUGUCGUAGACGACCUUUCUGCCACGGUCCCCUAUCUCCUGGGCGAAUUCGCGAGUGAAGAGACGCGAGACAGACACGAUGGAGCACCGGCUGUCGAGGAUGUCCUUUGCGCCUGGACAUUGAAUGUAAUCGGCCAAGCCUCCUUGUCGGACCUGGACAGAAUUGACUGGGUUCUGGAGUGCUUGACGCGAGUGGGCGUCGAGCAUGGGGUGAGAAAGGGGCUUGUCUUGAAGGAGUCAUUGCAGGGGGGAGCUCGACGUGAUCGAUACUGUAAGAUUGAACGAGUCUGA